AAGCAUAUAAAACAGUAUGGCCUACAAACUUCUUUUUUUUCUACGCGUCUCUUUUGCUUGGAUGAUGACAUAAGAUUCUUUUAUCUUUCAUUGAAAGUGAGGUGGGGUAUCAUUGCAACGUUCAAGGAAAGUUCAUUAGCACAACGCUUUCAUUGAAAGUGAAUAAAGCCUUGCCCUUCACCACAACGCUGUGUUCAUCUUUCAUCCUCGCCCAAUUUCACUGUUUGUUGUUUGCAAUCACUUCCUUUUUUUUAAUCUUCUUCAAAUCCUUCCCUUGCAAAAAAAAAAAAAAAAAACCUUCCCCUUCAAAUCCUUUCACUUGAGUUUUAGCACCCUUCUUCUUUCCAUUUUUUGCAUUCACUUCCUUUGAUCUUCUUCAAAUUUCCUUGUAAAAAAAAAAAAAAAGAAAAAGAAAAAACAUGGCUGGGGCUUUGGUGGGUGGAGCUGUUCUCUCUGCUUCCCUCCAAGUUAUUGUCGACAGGUUGGCUUCUCGUGAGAUCUUGGACUUCAUUAGAGGAAAGAAACUUGAAGAUGGCCUUCUUAAGAAACUGAAGCUAAAGCUCAUGUCAUCUUAUGCAGUGCUGGAAUAUGCUGAAAAUGAGCCUAUUAGCAACCAGCCUGUCAAACUCUUGAUUGAUGAGCUCAAAGAUGCUGUUUAUUGUGUGGAGGACCUCCUCGAUGAGAUCGCUGCUGAAGCUCUUCGAAGUAGGAUGGAAUCUGAGGGUCAAACUAGUAUGGCAACGAAGGUAACCCGCUUUUUCUCUUCUCGCAAUCCGUUCGAAGAAGGGAUGGAGUCAAAGCUUGGGAAGAUCCUUGAGCAACUAGAAUAUCUACACAACCAAGUGUGUAUCCGCGGUUUGAAAGAAUAUUGUAGAGGAGAAAAGAAAUUUCAAAGAUCCUGUGAAACUUCUUUGGUUGAUGUAUCUGGUGUUUUUUAUGGCAGAGAUGGUGAAAAAGAAGCAAUAAUGAAGUUGUUGCACCCAGAAAAUCUAACUGAAAAUCAGAUAGAUGUCAUUCCAAUAGUGGGUAUGCCCGGGGUUGGUAAAACCACCCUUGCACGAUUCAUCUACAAUGACGAGAGAGUGAAGGAAUGGUUUGACCUCAAGGCAUGGGUGUGUAUUUCAGACCAAUUUGAUGUUUUCAAAGUAACCAAAGCCAUUCUUGAUGAGAUUACUUCUGGUUGCGAUGAUAGUGAGAAUCUAGACCAGCUUCAACUUAGACUAAAGGAGAAGCUGUUGGGAAAGAAGUUUCUAUUUAUUUUAGACGAUGUUUGGAACGAGAAUUAUGCAGACUGGGACGAUCUGACAAGACCUUUCACUUCUGGGGCACGAAACAGCAAGAUAAUCGUAACAACACGUAAUGAAAGGGUUGCAUCCAUUAUGAAGACUGUUCAAACUUGUCCUCUUGGCAUCUUAUCUGAUGAUGAUUGUUGGAAGAUAUUUGCAAAACAUGCACUUGUUGAUGGAAUUCCAAGCAGGCAUCGAUGUCGGAAGGUAAUCCGUGAAGCCAUUGCCAACAGAUGCAAAGGCCUCCCUCUAGCAGCCAAAACACUUGGAGGUCUUCUGCGUUGUAAAGAUGCUGAUGAAUGGAAUGAAAUAUUAGACAGCGAUUUGUGGGACAAACUAGAAAAGGAAGGUAGUACUAUUCCUUCAUCUUUGAGAUUAAGUUAUUAUUAUCUUGCUUCACAUUUGAAGCGCUGCUUUGCAUAUUGCUCCAUUUUCCCUAAAGAUUAUGAAUUCAGAAAGGAAGAACUCAUUCUACUAUGGAUGGCUGAAGGUCUUCUACAAAUUUUCAAAAAAGAUGGCAACGCGGAAGGUAACAAGUACUUUAAAGAUUUAGCAUCCAGGUCAUUUUUCCAACAAUCAGCAAGAGACAAAUCUUGCUUUGUCAUGCAUGACCUAAUCAGUGACUUAGCUAAAUCUAUAUCUGGAGAAUUUUUUUGCAGAUUGGAAAGUAGAGGUGAUUCAUGUGAAAUAACUAAAAAGACUCGUCAUUUGGCCAAUAUCCAAGGAAAGUAUGAUGUGGCUAAGAAAUUUAAGACAUUAUCCAAAGCAAAAAGUUUGCGAACAUUCUUGACUUUGCAGUCAUCUCCAUUCGUUUGUUUUGUUACCAGCCAAAUGCUUGAUUUGAUAACAAAAUGUAAAUGCUUACGAGUACUUUCUUUGGCUAAAUAUCGAAAUAUCAAUGAGUUGCCAGAAGAAAUCGACAACUUAAAAUAUUUGCGAUAUUUGAAUCUUUCCAAAACUUCAAUUAAAUGUUUGCCAAACUCUUUGAGUACAUUGUAUUAUUUGCAAACAUUAAUAUUGUUUGAAUGCUUCCGGCUUGUUGAGUUGCCGAAAGACAUGUGUAGAUUGAUCAACUUGCAACAUCUGGAUAUUAGGCGCACAAGGUUAGCAAGGAUGCCUGAAGGAAUGGAUAAGUUGAAAGAUCUUCGAACAUUAACAGAUUUUGUUUUGGGCGAGCAAAAUGGUUCAAGCAUUAAUGAGUUAGGAAAGCUCAAGCAUCUACGCGGAAGACUUGCCAUUUCACGUUUAGAAAAUGUUGCCUGUGCAAGGGAUGCCAAAGAUGCCAAUUUGAAGAAAAAGAAGAACCUUAAGGAGUUGGAGUUGCUAUGGAGUUCUGAUCAUGAUACUGAUGAUACAAGGCAUCUCAGAGAAGUACUUCAACAACUGGAGCCCCGUAAAAAGUUGACGCGUCUUGUCAUUAGUUGUUACGGAGGUACAAAAUUCCCGGAAUGGAUCGGACAUUCUUCCUUCACAAAAGUAGUAUCUGUGGAGUUAAGCGGUUGUAAAUAUUGCUUGUUCUUGCCACCGCUUGGGCAAUUAUCAUCUUUGAAAUCUCUCUCUAUUUCAGGGUUUCUCGAAGUAGCAACAGUCGGUGACGACAACGAUGGUUUCUACGGGCAUUGUGAUGCAUCGAGUAAACCAUUUGGAUCUCUUAAAACUCUAAGCUUUUCGAAAAUGCCAGAGUGGAAAGAAUGGAAGCUUUGUUCGAGAGAUGAUGCUUUCUCUAGUUUGCAAGAGCUAAGUAUAAGAGAUUGUCCCAAGCUAACCAAUUCUCUGCCCAAGCACCUCCCAUCUUUAAGGAAACUUUGGAUUGCCUGUUGUGGAAAUCUUGGUGGCUUGCUUCCUGAGGCACCACGCAUUCGCGAACUUGAGCUAGGGGAUUGCGAUGCAUUGCAAUUGGUGCCAUUGCCUUGUGGGCUUCGAGAGUUGCGAAUUUGCAAUCGGAUUAUCAAUGAUUCCAUAAUGGAGCAGAUGAUGGAACACUGCACUCGCCUUGAAAAGUUGAAUAUGUUGAAUUGCUCUAAUCUCAGAUCCCUUCCUGAAGGUAGACUUCCUAUCAUGCUAAAGCAACUGAGAAUAGCGGGUGGUGUCUUGGGUUGUUUCAAAAUCCCCUUGUUUACAUCUCUUGAAUCCUUGGAGAUAGUAGACGGAAGGUGUCAUCCCCUAGAAUCUUUUCCAUUGGGACCAUUUCCUAUGCUAAAACUUCUUUCUUUUUCGACAUGUGACGACUUGAGGUGGAUAGGUGCAUCAAAGGGGCCUUGCUGCCAGCAUCUCGCAUGUCUCAAUUCUUUACUAAUCAAUAGAUGCCCUAAUUUGAUAUCUUUUCAAAUUGAAGAGGGAUUAUCUGCCACCAAUUUAAGGAGAAUUGUGCUUUCAGAUUGCGAAAAUUUAAAGUCAUUUCCAGAGCAUAUGCACUCCCUCUUCCCGUCCCUUAAGGAAUUGGAAAUAAUAGAUUGUCCAGAAAUAGAGUCAUUUCCAAGAGAGGGUUUGCCCUCCAAAUUAAAACAGAUUUAUAUCAUACGAAGUGAAAAGCUGAUUGCGGGCAUGAUGAGGAGGGAAUGGAGUUUGCAAACACUCCUUUCACUUACACGCUUCGAAAUCCUGAGUGAAAAAUCAGAGAUAGAGUGUUUUCCAGAUGAACAUCUGCUGCCCUCUUCUCUUAUCCAUCUUGCAUUAUUUAAAUUUCCAAAUCUUAAGCUUUUGGACGGUAAGGGCUUUCAACACCUCACCUCUCUCCGCAAAUUGCAGAUCGAACAAUGUCCAACACUCCAAUCCAUGCCGGUAAAGGGGCUUCCUGACUCUCUUUCUCAUAUUUGCAUUUACGAUUGUCCUUUGCUGAGAGAAUGUUGCGAGAAGGGGAAAGGUAAAGAUUGGCCCAUCAUUUCCCACAUCCCUGUCAUUUGGAUUGACGAUGAGGUCAUUCUAUAGCAAUACUCAGAAGCCAAAUGUGUCAACGUGUCCCUUUGCCAUUAUUAACACAAUCUAAGGGUCAGAAUUAUCUGCAUGAAAGUUUUCAAUACUUGAAUGGAUUGGCAUCAAGCUCUGCAUACUUCAUUUGAAAUUUGGGUUUCCUGGAGCUGCUAUGUUGAUGUGCUCAGAUUUGACGUCAAUAAAGAAUAAAUAUUGCAACAUCUUCCUUCUCUUGUCGCGAAAUCAGUGGCAACCAUAUUCUUUAAUCAGACCAGAAGCACUGUCUUGGUUAUCAAGAUGAUUCAUUCAGUCCAAGGACUGUUCCUUUUGAAAGAACUCUUAGUUUGAAGGUUUCCCGUAGUAGUAACUGUGGAUCCUAACUUCCAUAGGUAUGUUCUUUGAGCAACUAAGCCAUCGAUUCCAUAAAAUUUUAGAUUUCAUUUGGAAAUCUCCAUUUGAGAAGAUGGAUUCGAAUUUCAAAUGCAGUAGAAAUUAUGUGGGAAUGCUUAUAAAUACAUGACCUAUAUAAUUCUAUUUAAAUACAUAGAUUUGGUAAAUCUCUCUUGAAUGGUGAAUUCUGGAUACAUCUUUCUAUACUCUCUUAAAUGUAAUGACUGCAAUCAUCCUUAGAAAAUGAACAAAAAAUCAAAUUUAUAAUUCAGUCUCUCAAAUACUUGUUUCCAAGUGAAAACAUUAAGGUUUUAUCAAGUCCUAAAAUGGCAGGAAUGGCUUUUUUCUGAAGACAAUUAAGAAUGUGGGGCAUUCUCUCAUGUUGUAGAAUGUUAAUGUCAUAUGUUAAUCGAUAUCUUGCCCUUUCAUUGGAACUUGAGAAUAAUGGAGGGGGACAAGUUGUGGGAUGAUUUCGGAUUGCAGCAAUCCAUGAACUGGAGUUAGCUGAAUUUGAUUUGUUGCCUUUUGAGCGACUGCUUUGUGGUCUGCGCAAGGUGAAAAUUACAGAUUGCAAUACUCCCAGCUCAAGGAACUAGUAUAGUGUCAUUCCAUUGAAGAGGUGGAUAGCUCCAUAAUUCACUCUACGCUAGCUUUCAAUUGUUCAGUUGUCACUGAGGCUACCGUCACCCUUGCUACUUCUGAGAUUUGUUGCAAAUACCAAUUGAUGAUUUCCAUCAAAUUGAAGUUAUUCCGUAAGUUGCCUUAGGCUGGAGGUGCGAUAGGUCAUUUUUCUAUCCCAAAAUUAUCUGCAUGAUAGUUUUUUAUGGUUUGACAGUUUUGCAUCAAUCUCUGCAUAGUUCAUUCAAAUUUGGAUUUCCUGGAACGGCAGUGCCGAUGUGCAUAGAUUUAAAGUCAAUAAAGAAAAAUGACGUUUGCUCCCUCAUUCUCUUGUACAGUAUGAAAUCAUUGACUACCAUAUUCUCUAGUUCGUACCAGAAGUCCUGUCUUCCUUUCCAUGAUUCAUUCAGUUCAAGGACUACUCGAACAACGUGAACAGCUGCUCCUCUUAAAAGAUUUCUCCACUUGAGGGUUUUCCUGGGUAGCAAAUAUUCAAUCUAGUAUAUUCUUCUUUUGGUCUUCCACUAAACAACCUACAGGCCUACAACAAAUCAAAUGCAGGUAUCUUGUGCCACUUACUUUUUUUUUAUUAUCAAAUUUGUGGAGGUUCUUUUAAAAACUUUUAUACUAGUUUGAAAUUGAAAAGCUAUGGCAACUAGGUUAAGCCAUUUAUACACAGUUUAUAUUUAUUAGAAGAAAUUUUGUAACUUGCACCAAUACCUUUGUGGUUGCUGUAAUGAAGUCAAGUACAACUAAGGCCAACAUUGAUGCUUCUCUACUUUGUGACUAGUGAUCUUCAAUUGCAGUGCUUACUGUUCCAGGCUGUCAUUAUUUGAGCAAUGCCUCAUCACUUACCUCCUGUUUCUUCUGAAAUUCUGUUGCAAAUUUGAGUUGAUUCUUUUCAUUUAGUUGAAUAUGUGUUUUUCCUCUUAUUUGACAGCCUUUUGAAUCCAAUUCCUUCUUAACCUGGUUAACUAUAAAAUGUGUUUAGUUUUAUGAUUUUUUCCAGCAAGAGAUUGAGUCUGGAAGAGAAAGAAGAACUCGAUUUUGGGUAAGAGGUUGUACUUUGAGAGUGAAAAUGAGGAAACUGAAGGGAAAGUGUUUAACGGACACAAAGGAGAAGAUGAUGGAAAUGUAUCUAAUGCUUCUGAUUCUUCAGCUGAAAACCAGCAGCAGAACAAUCCCACUUCCUGCGACACUUCAUGGCCUCUAAGCUACAGCCUCCCAUCACCAUAAUUCUGAGUGUUGGUUGCAAAUCCUAAUUGAUGAUUUCCAUCCAAAUGAAAUUCCUCUUGCAUGAGUGCCUUAGCGUGGAGCUACAAGAGCUCAUUUUUCUAUCCCAAAAUUACAAGAGCUCAGUUUUUGAUGGUUCGACAGCUUUGCAUCAAGCUCCACUUCAUUUCAAAUUUGGAUUUCUUAGCGCAGGGGCAACAAUGUGCACAGUUUCAAAUCAUUGAAGGAAAACUUCUUUUACUCCUGUCUCCUGUAUUGCACGAAAUCAGCGACUACCAUAUUCUCUAGGGUAUACCAGCAAAACCAUCUUCCUUUCCUUGAUUCAUUCAGUUCAAGGACUAUUCAAGCAAGUAGGACUACUGCUCCUUUGGAAAGAUCUCCCAAUUUGAGGUUUUUCUGAGUACUAAUCGUGGACAUGGGAACUAGGUUUUUCUGAAGAGAAUGAGGAAUGUGGGGGCAUUCUCUCAGCUUGGAGAACUUUACUAAGAUUGUCCUAAGCUAAUCGACAUCUUGCCCUUUCGAUGAAACUUGAGAAUAGUGAAGGGGGACAGUUUGUAGAUUACCUUCCAGUUACAGUAAUCCAUGAAUUGGAGUUGGUAGAAUUUGAUUCCUUGGAUUUUGAGGGAAAAUUAGAGAUUGCAACCUCCCAGCUCAAGGAACUAGUAUCAUGUCAUUCCUAUGACAAGAUGGAUUGUUCCCUAAUUAACUCUGAAUUUUUUCCAGGCUUUUUAUCCAACUAAACAGUUCAAGAAAUGGAAGCUAUAUUUUCAGAUAUGACAAAAAACAGGUUUUUUUUCCAACAAUCUUGUGUUAGAAACUGUGAUCCACAAGCAUGGAAAUCAACCUCAAAAUUCUUGUAAUCUUUCUGAAUGUUUGCUUGCCUGUUUUGGUUAACGCAUUCAUUGUACUGCUCCAACCUAAAAAGUCUAAGAAAGAGAAGCUUUAUUUUCAGAAAUGACGAAAACCAGAGUUUUUGAAGUUAUUGAGAUGUAUAAUUGGAGCUUGAACUUUGUAGAUCUCGGCAACUUACAAAACUUGACAAAGGCAGGGUAAUUUCAUCCUUUCUGUGGGUUACUCUAUAAAGAUGAGAUUUUUUGUUGUACCAAAAAGGCUCACAACUCUUCUUGUCUUAUUAUUUGCUGUUUAUGUUUUUCUCUUUAAUUUCUUAAUGGCCAAGUGAAAAGUAUUUCACCACAUCCUUGACAAAAACUCUAUCUAGCUCUUCCAGUAAAGGAUUUACAACAACGCAAACAUGGACUAACUAUCUAUUACUAUAAAAAAUUUGGAGGUCCUUUUCUGGAAAUUUUAUACUAGUUUGAAGUUAAACCAAUGCCAACUGGGUAAAGUCAUUAUUGCAUCACUUUUAGAACAUAUUAACUUGAUCAAAUACUUUUCUGAUUACUUUGUUGAAGUCGGGCACAACUAAGGUUAACAUUGUUGUUUCGUUGGUUAGUGCUAAAAGUAGUUUCCAUAACACAUUUAGUGAUUUCUGCUUUCAGGGAUACAAAUUAGACCUGCAACUACAGAUCUUCAAUGGUUAUGCAUUUUGUGCAAGGCUGCCAGUUGCUAUUUGAGAUAGCUGAUCCGGCAUGUUUUUCUCUGGCUCUUCUAUUAAAGACCUACAACUAAUCAAAUGCAGUCCCAACUAAAGCUCACAUUGGACGCUUCUAUGGUUAUUGCUGAAAGAUAUGUUUCCAUAACAAAAAGGUGACUUCUACUUUCUGGGAUAGAAAGUAUGUAGACCUGCGAGUAGUGAUCUUUGAUGUUUGUGCAUUGCAUUCCAGGCUGGCAGUUGCUAUUUGAGAUUAUGCACCAUGGAAAUUUCAAAUGGUCUACUACCAGCUUCAGCAAGAGGUUGAAUGUAUUUGCAGCAAGUUCGAUAUGCUUCAUCUUAAAUUUUGGAUUGUUAAAGGCAAACAUACAUAGAGGAUGGUCUUACAUUGUUUUGUAUUCUUCGUAUCGAUUAUGAUUGGGUUAGCGAUUCCUUUCUUUUGGAACUAUAGAGGUCAAUAACAAAAACUACAAGUGGUCUGCUGAUUCAACAGAAGGGAGGGAGAGGAAGGUGUGGAAGAAGACCUCAAACAUAUCAUGUACGCUGGAUCUAAAAUGAAAUGCUUCAUAUGAUUGAAGUCAGAUAUCGAUGAUAAUAUUAGGAUUCUUAGUUUUUGUUUCAGGCAGUAGUUCACUUCAUAAAAUUUCAUUUUCUUCUUUCCCAUUUAAAUUGUUAAUUUCGUUUAAACUUUGGGUGAAUCGUUUCCCCAAAGGACUUGACAUAGUUGGAGCCAUCAAGAACAACUGACUUAUCUGAUAUAUUAUGAAUAUGUUUUUUUUCA
Molecule: messenger RNA, 8770 nt
Organism: Durio zibethinus
Lineage: Eukaryota; Viridiplantae; Streptophyta; Magnoliopsida; Malvales; Malvaceae
Source: RefSeq, a predicted model, not a curated record